UAAUCAGAUUCUUGACAUUCCUCAGCCCCAGGUUGGCUGGAGAAGCAUGUUCCCCAGAGGAGCAGAGGUCCAGGACUGGCAUUUGGAUAUGCAGCUGACGGGCAAGGUGGUGCUGUCGGCUGCUGCCCUGCUCCUGGUGACUGUGGCCUACAGGCUGUACAAGUCGAGACCUGCCCCAUCCCAGCAGUGGGGUGGGAAUGCCCAGGCAGAAGUCAAGGAGGAAGCAGAGGGCUCAGAGCAGCCUGCUGUCCAGGGGGCUUCUCCUGGGGCACUGCAGAGGGGACCAAGACGCCGGAGGAGCAGCAAGGGGGCCGAAGCACCGCAGGGCUGCAGCUGGGAGAAUCCAAGAGGCUCCUGCGUCCUGGUCACGGGGGCCACGUCUACAGACAGGAAGCUCCAGAGAAAAGGCUCAGGUGAGGAGUGGGGAGGGCAGGGCUCUGACUCUGAGCAGGUGCCUCCGUGCUGCCAGGGCCAGGAAGCCAGCACUGCCGCAGGCGGUAAUCCUGACCCUCCCCAUCGCCCCCGCUUGGGCAGUGAACCGAACAGCUUCCCGGCUGGACUCACUGCAGCAGCCCACGGCAGCUGUGCGUGCGGUGAGCCUGCUCCAUGGCAGGACAGCGAACCCCCUGAGCAGCCAGGGCCAGGGCAACAGGAACCUCCCCACUGUCACCACGUGGCUCCCUUGCAAGGCAGCCGCGAAAUGAAGCAGAGCUGGGUCUUCACUCGUGUGAUGGGGGUCAACAGAGAAGAGGCUGGGGCUCUCCAGGCUGUGUCCGAUGUUGACCUGACCCUGCAUCAUCAGGAGGGAGCCCCCAACGCCUCCUAUACCUUCUCGUCCAUAGCCCGUGUCCGAAUGGAGGAGAAUUUCAUACAGAACGUGGAUGGGGUCAGGCCCAGUCUCAAGGGCAAGGUGUACGACUACUACGUGGAAUCGACCUCUCAGGCCCUCUUCCAGGGCAGCUUGGCUCCCAGGACAGCAGUCCCGACUGAGGUUCCAUCCCUUAUGCCACCGCCAGCGUCCCAGGGAACAGGGGCAGCCUCAGGAAGCCAAGCUGGUGACACAAAGGGUGCAGCUGAAAGAGCCACCUCCCCUCAGCCAGGGAGGUCAUCCUCCACCAGAGGCUUCAGCCGGAAGGAGAGCCUCCUGCAGAUAGCGGAGAACCCAGAGCUGCAGCUGCAGCCGGACGGCUCCCAGCUCCCUGCUCCCCACUGCCCAGACCUGGGCGCCCUGCCUAGCUCAGGCAGAAGCAGCUGGGAGCCCCAUGUGCAGCUGGUGGCUGGGACCAAUUUCUUCCACUUCCCGCUCACCCCUGCUCCAGCCCCACAGGUCCACCUGGAUCUGGGCAAUUGCUAUGAGGUGCUGACCUUAGCCAAGAGGCAGAACCUGGAGGCCCUGAAGGAGGCGGCCUACAAGGUAAUGAGUGACAACUACCUCCAGGUGCUGCGCAGCCCGGACAUCCACGGGGGCCUGAGCGGGGCAGAGCGGGAGCUGAUCCUGCAGCGCCGGCUCCGGGGCCGCCAGUACCUGGUGGUGGCUGAUGUGUGCCCCAAGAAAGACUGCGGAGGCCUGUGUUGCUAUGACGACGAGCGGGACGCCUGGCACCCGCUGGCUCGCCUGCCUCCCGAGGCCGUGUCCCGGGGCUGUGCCAUCUGCAGCCUCUUCAACUAUCUCUUCGUGGUGUCCGGCUGUCAGGGGCCCGGGCACCAGCCCUCCAGCCGCGUCUUCUGCUACAACCCGCUCACGGGCAUCUGGAGCGAGGUGUGCCCGCUGAACCAGGCCCGGCCGCACUGCCGGCUGGUGGCCCUGGACGGGCACCUGUACGCCAUCGGCGGGGAGUGUCUGAACACGGUGGAGCGUUACGACCCCAGCCUGGACCGCUGGGACUUUGCCCCGCCGCUCCCCAACGACACGUUCGCCCUGGCGCACACGGCCACGGCGUGCGCCCGGGAGAUCUUCGUGACCGGCGGCUCGCUGCGCUUCCUGCUGCUCCGCUUCUCCGCGCAGGAGCAGCGCUGGUGGGCCGGCCCCACCGGGGGCAGCCGGGAGCGCACGGCCGAGAUGGUGGCGGUCAACGGCUUCCUCUACCGCUUCGACCUGCACCGCAGCCUGGGUAUCGGCGUGUACCGCUGCAGCGUCAGCACCCGGCUCUGGUACGAGUGCGCCACGUACCGCACGCCUUACCCGGACGCCUUCCAGUGCGCCGUGGUGGACAACCUCAUCUACUGCGUGGGGCGCCGGCGCACCCUCUGCUUCCUGGCAGACUCUGUCUCGCCCAGGUUUGUGCCCAAGGAGCUGCAGAGCUUCCCGGCCCCGCAGGGCACCCUCCUGCCCACCGUCCUGACCUUGCCCACCCCCGAUUUGCCCCAGACCAGAGUCUAGCAGUCCCUCAACUGGGCUCCUCAUGCAAAGCUGGGGGCCGCAGGCCUCCACCGCCAGCCAUCCGACCGGGGGCCAUUUCCAGACAAUCAGGCAGCCCAGGAAUGUGGCAUAAAGAGGUGAAUUCCAGUCCUUUCUCCUCCCCUGGCAGGGGGAGAGGGGUCUUAGAUGAAUCUUAACCCUUCAUGGCUGCGGAGGCCCCACUGCAGACCAGGCGGCCAGGAGCUGGUGUUCCAAGGCAGAAGGGAUUCAUGUCUUCAGGGAUGAUCGCCCUUGCUUCAACUCUGAAUUCUUGGGGGGAUACACCAGGACUCCACCAAAGUUUAGGGGGCAUAGCCUCAUUGCAUCACAAUUCUAGGAGCCAGUGGACCCCAGCAGCCCCUCAAGCUGGUUGCUCUGGAGAGGGUUUGGCUCUCUGAGCCGCCAGUGCCCUUUCCUAAACAUCAGCAACCGGGCCUGCCUCCAGGGUUCCCAGAAGCUCUGGGACACACAGGUGGGAAAGAUGGAGGCAAGUGACUUGGGCAGGACCAGGAAGGAGCCCAGGGAGCCCCAGGGGGCCUGGCCAGAGGGAGUGGUGGUUUGAAAAGUAGAACAACUGAAGUUGGGGCCAGCCUAGGGGACUCUUGCUUGCGAGAAAAUUUACCAAAGCCCACCUUACUUUUCUCCUUAUUGGAAGAAAGAGAAGCACUCAUUGUACCAAGCUGUCUUCUGGUGCAGGUCUGCUAAGGAUACAGGGAAGUCUCAGCAGAUGGAAGAAACUAUGUGAUCCAGGGGCCCUCCUGCCCCUCGACCCUCCCCAUGUUAACUGACCAUCACACUCAUGCCCAGAUCUCUAGCCCUCUCCCUGUCUGGAAGCUGGGGCAGCCACCACCAGUCAACACUUCAGGUGACAGCAUCAUUUGCCCUCCGUGUGCCAGGUGCAGUCACCCAGUGUGCCUCAUUCACAUUUUCAGGUCCAUGACCAAGCCGAGGAACUAGAAGAUUCUAGUGAAGCAUCCAGAGACUGAAUCUCCUUUGACACUGGGUUUGAUAAACUCUGAAUGAAGGAGACCCCCAGCCUCAGAAGGGCACUGGUUCUUCCAGGAGGGACGGGAGAGAGCCUGGCCCAGUGGAUUACCACAGCCCUUGUUCCAUCUCUGAGGGAGACGCAGACACAGAUGGGAAAGCAGUGAUGCUCUUGGUCCCAACCAGAAGCCAGGGGAGAUGGGAGGUGCACCAGAGCAGGGUCUGAUAAGGGAGAAAAUAAGGAUGCUUUGGACCUCAGUGUCCCUGUCUUGAAAAUGGGAGGAACAAUUCAUGUCCCUAUCCACCCUGUGGAUAAAUGGGAGCCCCCAAGAGACAGUUUUCCCCGUUUCCCAGGUGGUCCCAGCUAGAGCUUGUGUCCCCUGAAGCUGCUGGGGCCCGGCUUGUGGGUCUUGUUGGAAGAAGCAGGACUGGAACAAAGGUUGAAAAAGAGCUUGGCUUGGACAUGAGAGGAAAGCGUGGACCGCAGAAGGCCGUCAUCCCUGGCCUGGGCCAGAAAGAGGAGGCAGCUGAGUUUCCUCCUAAAUCAGAGACUAGGAAGGGAAAGUCAGCUGGGACCAUGGCUGCCUCCUGGGGAGAGUGACCCCUGACCCCAGCCAAGGCCACAUUCAAGCUCAGCGUCAACACUCAGGCAUGAACCUCCAAGGGACCAGUGGGGUGGGUGAGAAUAGCUUCAGUGACAAGACCGGAAGGCGGCACUAGCACUGUGCUGCUGGACUGGGGGAAGGACUUGCUUGGGAGGAGAACCGCACAUAGGAGCUGGGGCAGGUGGAGCCAGACCCAGCCCUCGAGGGCAGACCUCUAGAGAGGGGCCAGGCAGACAAGGCAACAACCACAUGAGGCGAAGUUCUGGAAAGGUGCCAAGCCCAGGAGGCGCGAGGACCACUCUGGGAAAACAUUCCAAAGCCCACUGCAUACCUGUGUUAGAGGGCAGGGACUGAUUCCAGGAAUAAGGUGGCCCAUGUGUUCCAGACCCCAACCGAUGGUGGGUGUGGUCUUCAAAUGAAAGGGGAAGCUGAGAUUUGGGUCUGGGCUGAGAGGAGGUGUACACAGUCCAUCUGAUCUACCUCUCAUGGGUCCACUGGCAAAACGAUUCGUCAGUCAUCCUAUCUUUUCCUGGCAAGUUCUCACAAUGGCCUCAUAAGUAUUUCAACACAGUGCAGGCAGUCACUACCUGUAGAUGAGAGCUGAUGUGGUUGUCGUCGCUGGCCUGGGGGUCUCGAGCUGGGCUUCAGGAAGAAUGUGGUCAGGGCCUUCAUGGUGCAACAAGGUAGCUCAAAACCUUGGAAAGACCCCCUGAGGAUACAAUGGUCCUUGCAGUUUCAGAUGACGCUUUUAAAUAAAUUCUCUCUUAAUGAUGGCUUGAGUCCUGCCACUCAUGGGAGCAUCAGCAGAACCUGUAGGAUCUGAUUUGGAAUUGACAUUCUCUACUGUAAUUUUGUUCCUGUUUAUUUUUAAGUUUUUGUUUCACUAGAAAGAUGAUGCUCAGUUUUAAACAUGGGAAGUAUAGGAGCGGCUUUGUGUGUUACAAUAAAACUACAUGUGUACACACACCAAAAAAAAAAAAAAAAAAAAACAUGGUCAGGAUGUAUUUAUUUACUCCUGAAAUAAACAUUUACAGAAU
Messenger RNA from Saimiri boliviensis boliviensis (Bolivian squirrel monkey), 5024 nucleotides. It is a transcript of the gene KLHDC7A, whose product is annotated as kelch domain containing 7A. Gene Ontology annotation, molecular function: protein binding. NCBI's taxonomy places the organism in Eukaryota, Metazoa, Chordata, Mammalia, Primates, Cebidae. The record is from RefSeq and is a predicted model, not a curated record.